CGACGGUUGCAGUGCCAUUUACACUUGGGAAUUUAAUACAAAAGGAAUCAGCAGUGAAGACCCACAUGGAUAUAACUGGUCUAAAGCUUAUGGCAAAUACAGCAGCAACAUUAAUAUUAAAUCCUGCAAUUGAAGGUUGUCAAUCCUACUCUGUUGGAAGUGAAAACCACACAAAUAUUAGUCCACAACACCAAAUUACACCAUCUAAAGUGGUAAAUAGGAAUCAGGAUGGAGCUUCACUUGUCUCAGAAAUGGUUAUUGAAGUUAAGAAUAAUUGUGUCCUGACUGAAAGCCAUAACCAGGCUAGAAAGGAAGAUGAAUUCAUGUUAGCUAAGGAUUUUCAGUGUAUACAUAAUGACCAAAUCUCUCAAUCUGAAAAAAGCAGUCCUUGUAGGGACAAAUUUGCUACUUUGAGGACUACUUGUUCUGAAAUAAACUCACCAAUUACCAUCAAGGUUGAUGAUAAUAUCCAUGGUAAGUCCUGUUUGACUGAGCCACAUGCAGAGCUAGAGCCAGUGCAGAACAUGGUUUCUGUUUCAAUGAAACUUGAGAGUGAAAAUGGAAGUGGAUCAGAUGGGUCUGAACCAAAACCAUUUGCUGCAUUUUAUGAGAUGCUAGAGAAGCAAACAUGCACAACAAGCUGCCAGAUUAGCUUGGAAUUGAGUGGUACCCCUCUUUGGGGUUUUUCAUCAGUUUGUGGAAGGAGACAGGAGAUGGAAGAUGCUAUUGCUAUUAAGCCUCAACUUUUUCAAGUCCCUUCACAGAUGCUAAUGGAUGACCAUGAUAAUGAAAACACAAAAUACUCACCAAUCCACCUUUUUGGAGUCUAUGAUGGACAUGGGGGCUGUCAGGUUGCCAAUUACUGCCGGGAACAUCUUCAUUCAGUGUUGAUUGAGGAGAUAGAAGCUGUAGAAUCAAGUCUGGCUGAAAACAAUGGGAGAGGCAACUGGGAGGACCAUUGGAAAAAAGCAUUCUCCAAUUGCUUUCAUAAAGUAGAUGAUGCGGUUGGAGGAGUUCAUGCAGGUAAUGGUGGAAGCAAGAGUGAUGAUGGAACUGAAUCAAGUAUUGAACCUGUUGGCUCCACUGCAGUGGUUGCCAUUUUGAGUCAAACUCACAUAAUAGUUGCAAAUUGUGGAGAUUCAAGAGCAGUCUUGUGUCGUGGAAAAGAAGCAUUGCCAUUGUCUUCUGAUCACAAACCAAAUAGAGAGGACGAGUGGGAAAGGAUAGAAGCUGCAGGAGGAAGGGUCAUACAAUGGAAUGGCUACCGAGUUCUAGGUGUUUUGGCAGUGUCAAGAUCCAUAGGUGAUAGAUACUUGAAACCAUGGAUAAUUCCUGACCCAGAAGUGAAGUGUGUCCAUCGAGAGAAAAAUGAUGAGUGCCUUAUUCUAGCCAGUGAUGGUUUAUGGGAUGUCAUGACAAAUGAAGAAGCAUGUGACAUUGCACGAAAGCGAAUCCUUCUUUGGCAUAAGAAGAAUGGCAACAACGAUUCAAGACAACAAGGCCAUGGAGUUGAUCCUGCUGCUCACUCUGCUGCUGAGUAUCUUUCUAAACUUGCGCUCCAAAGAGGAAGCAAAGAUAAUAUUUCUGUUAUUGUUAUAGACUUGAAGGCUCAAAGAAAAUUAAAGAAAAAAGCAUAAAACAUCAUUUGAAAUAUUUAAAGACAUACUAUUGUUUUACAAGUAUUUUUCAGUCACUGGCAUAUUUAGCCCACUAGUUUUUCAACUGGGCUAAGUUAUGUUUAAUAAAAUUACUCAAAUUUGUACCCAAUUCAGAAAGUUAUAUUCUUUUUUAAAUGAUGUAUAAUUUUAAAGUUGGCUACUCAAAU
This is a messenger RNA of Gastrolobium bilobum, 1825 nucleotides long. Its product is annotated as protein phosphatase 2C 77-like. Lineage: Eukaryota; Viridiplantae; Streptophyta; Magnoliopsida; Fabales; Fabaceae. The transcript is spliced from 4 exons. Gene Ontology annotation, biological process: protein dephosphorylation. The record is from RefSeq and is a predicted model, not a curated record. Bases 66 to 1637 code for a protein of 523 amino acids. Gene Ontology annotation, molecular function: cation binding; protein serine/threonine phosphatase activity.